This is a messenger RNA of Orycteropus afer afer, 822 nucleotides long. RefSeq names its product FRAT regulator of WNT signaling pathway 1. Lineage: Eukaryota; Metazoa; Chordata; Mammalia; Tubulidentata; Orycteropodidae. The record is from RefSeq and is a predicted model, not a curated record. Bases 1 to 822 code for a protein of 273 amino acids. The transcript has a single exon. Gene Ontology annotation, cellular component: cytoplasm. Gene Ontology annotation, biological process: positive regulation of canonical Wnt signaling pathway.
AUGCCGUGCCGGAAGGAAGAGGAAGGGGAAGCCGACGAGGAAGCGGAGGGGGAGGAAGAGGAGGAGGACGACAGCUUCCUCCUGCUGGAGCAGUCGGUGACGCUGGGCGGAUCGGGCGAGGUGGACCGGCUGGUGGCUCAGAUCGGCGAGGCGCUGCAGCUGGACACGGCGCGGGACAGCCCGGCCUCCCCGUGCGCGCCUCCCGGGCCGCCUCUGCAGUCCCCCCGGCGCCCCGCACCGGUGCCAGUGGACAAGGCCCGGCCCCGGGCUCUGUCUCUGCUUCGGCCGCCCUCCGAGACAGCAGGCCCGGGAGCCCUGCGCUGCACCCUCGGGGACCGCGGCCGCGUGCGGGACCGGGCUGCGCCCUACUGUGUGGCCGAACUCGCAGCCGGCCCCACGGCGCUGUCCCCCCAGCCUGGCUUUGAUGGGCCUCCGGGAUCCUGCAAGCCCGGAGCCCCGCGGCCGCUAUUCGGCCCGUGCCGACGAGGAUGGCUCCGAGGUGCCGCGGCCUCCCGCCGCCUCCAGCAGCGUCGCGGGCCGGAGUCCGAAGCCCUCACCAGCGACGACGACCCGCAGCGGCUCCUGCAACAGCUCGUGCUCUCGGGGAACCUCAUCAAGGAGGCAGUGCGGAGGCUCCACUCGCGACGGCUGCAUUUCCACUCAAAGCUUCCCCAGUGCCCGCUCCUGGGACCUGUGUCUGCGGCCCACGCUCAUAAGCCCCCUUCUCCUCUCAGCCCUCGCGCGGCCUCUAAUGACCCUGGCGCGCCCAGGAGGAGCGCACAGCUCACAGCUCCCGACUGCGUGCUCAUCCCAGGCAGCUAA